UAGGUAUGUAUAUUGGAGUUUCUGAGUGUCAUUUGUCAAUAUCAAUUCCCUCUGCCACCCUCUGGUCGGCAAAGGAAGCUUCAGCUUCAGGUGUCGCUUCACCCACUCUCUCUGUUACUGUGUGUUGUGUGUUGUGUGUUUUUUUGGCUCUUGUCUCUGUCUGUCCCCAUCCUCAUCACACACACACAAUUUCUCUUUCUUCUCCAUUCUGCUUAAAUCUCAUACUCAAUCCUCUUUCUCUUCACAAGAAAUCAGUUUACAGUUUUAUGUUGUUGAAAAGGCCUACACAACCACCCCUCAUUUAUUCGACUUUUCUGCUUCUGCUUUUUCUUCAAGGAAAAGGGCUCGAUUCUUUCUAGGUUGUGCUUGUUUCUUGUUUGGUUGAUUUAACAAAUUAAAGGGUUUUCAGAGAAGAGAAGAGAUAAGAGCAGAGAAAGUCGCAGUCUUUGGUAAAUAAUUGCAGAGGGCCUUGAGGGGUAUUCUUGAUUUGUUAGAAUUGGAUGUGGUUGGAGCUCUAGAUUGUUGAAGAUAUGAUUAAUGCUAUGAAUUCAGUGGGGAGGCCCAUGAAUCAAGUGGAGAAGUGCUUGGAUCCCCAGCUAUGGCAUGCCUGUGCUGGUGGGAUGGCUCAAAUUCCACCUAUAAAUUCAAAGGUUUAUUACUUUCCUCAGGGUCACUCUGAGCAUGCCAAUAAAGCUGUAGAUUUUCAUGAAUUUCCAAGAAUUUCACCCCUUAUACCUUGUAGAGUAUCAUCCAUAAGCUACUUGGCUGAUUCUGAGACAGACGAGGUUUACGCGAAAAUGAGAUUAGUUCCAUUGGGAAGAAAUGAAUGUGAUGUUGAUGAUGAGGGUGGAUUGAUGGGAUUUAGUAAGAAUGAGGAGAAAGAGAAGCCUAAUUCAUUUGCCAAGACCUUAACACAGUCUGAUGCAAACAAUGGUGGGGGUUUCUCCGUCCCGAGAUACUGUGCUGAGACGAUAUUUCCGAGGUUGGAUUAUUCGGCUGAGCCGCCGGUUCAGACUAUCUUGGCUAAGGAUGUUCAUGGGGAGGUAUGGAAAUUCAGGCAUAUUUAUAGAGGUACGCCGAGGCGGCAUCUUUUGACUACGGGGUGGAGUAAUUUUGUGAACCAAAAAAAGCUUGUGGCUGGGGAUUCUAUUGUCUUCUUGAGGACAGAAAACGGCGAAUUGUGUCUUGGAAUACAGAGGGCGAAGACGGGCAUCAGCGGUGGGCCGGAGGUCUUGUCUGGAUGGAGCACUGGGGCUGCAAAUUGCGCCUCGGCUUUGUAUAAGGGGUUCUCUGGUUCUCAAAGUGAGAGUUUAUGUGUUGGAAGUGUUAGGAAACGGAAUGGUAGUUGUGAUUCAGGGGCGAGGGAGAGGGGGAAUGUGAGUGCCGAAUCUGUUAUUGAAGCAGCUAGUCUUGCUGCCAGUGGCCGGCCGUUCGAGGUCGUCUAUUAUCCACGUGCAAGCACGCCGGAAUUUGUGGUGAGGGCUUCAGCUGUGAGGGCUGCAAUGAGGAUCCAAUGGUGUGCUGGAAUGAGGUUUAAGAUGGCAUUUGAGACGGAAGAUUCGUCUCGGAUAAGCUGGUUUAUGGGAACUGUAUCAUCGGUUCAGGUCGAUGACCCUGUUUACUGGCCUAAUUCUCCAUGGCGACUUCUUCAGGUGGCAUGGGACGAACCGGAGUUACUACAAAACGUGAAGCGAGUUAGCCCAUGGUUAGUUGAGUUGGUAUCACAUAUUCCAGCCAUCCCUCUGUCGCCCUUCUCUCCGCCAAGAAAGAGGCCACGGCCACCGGAAUUUCCCCUUGGACAACUUCAUAUGCCGAUGACACUUCUCCGCAACCCCCUCAGCCCCAGCAGCCCGUUGUGUUGUUUACCUGACAACAUUUCUUCAGGCAUACAGGGAGCCAGGCAUGCUCAGUUUCUACUAUCUUCAUCGGAUCCCCACUUCAAUAAUCUUCAGAUGGGACCUCAUCCAUUCAACUUCAAGCCACUACCAAAGAUCCUCACCGGCAGCCGCUUGGAGAAUUCCAAUUUUGAUCCCUUAUCAUGUUCUCUGCAAACGAAGAGCUCGACCCUCAGUUUGAACGAAAACAACGAAACAAAGUCACCCGUGUUUCUUUUAUUCGGUCAGCCAAUCCUCACGGAACAGCAAAUAUCUCGGAGCUGCUCUUUGGAUACUGAAGAGAACAUGGGAAAUGUCUCCAAUGGUUCGGUAUCAGCCGUUAUUCAGAAUUCUCCACCAGAAGCCUGUUCGGAAGGAGAGUUUCCAAGGUUAAAAGAUCAAAAACUCGAGCUCGGGUUGGAGACAACGAACUGUAAGGUUUUCUUGGAGUCUGAGGACGUUGGUCGGACCCUUGACCUAUCGAGUAUCAGCUCAUAUGAAGAACUAUACAGGAAACUGGCCUCCAUGUUUAGCUUGCAAAGAUCUGAUACAUCGACGAAUGUAGUCUACAGCGAUGCAGAAGGCGCCACCAGACCCACCGAAGACGUUCCGUUCGGUGAUUUCAUGAAGAAAGCGAGACGGCUGACGAUACUGAUCGAGUCGGGCAGGGAAAAUCGUGGGAUUUAGGAAAGAGUUUUGAUCUGUUUCAAGUUUUGCAAUUGUACAGUUUCUGCAUUUGGAAGUUUUGGCGAAAAUCCUUUGAGCCAAUUCUCGAGAUGUAUGUCCUGAAUUCUCUUGCAACUCUUUGCAAUGAAAACAUGAAGAAGCAUUGCUUGGUUUAACGUUUGAA
Messenger RNA from Sesamum indicum (sesame), 2724 nucleotides. Its product is annotated as auxin response factor 18. Gene Ontology annotation, cellular component: nucleus. Gene Ontology annotation, molecular function: DNA binding. NCBI's taxonomy places the organism in Eukaryota, Viridiplantae, Streptophyta, Magnoliopsida, Lamiales, Pedaliaceae. Gene Ontology annotation, biological process: response to hormone; regulation of DNA-templated transcription. The record is from RefSeq and is a predicted model, not a curated record.